Messenger RNA from Sphaeramia orbicularis (orbiculate cardinalfish), 994 nucleotides. RefSeq names its product dual specificity phosphatase 22b (gene dusp22b). Gene Ontology annotation, biological process: signal transduction; protein dephosphorylation. Gene Ontology annotation, molecular function: protein tyrosine phosphatase activity. The record is from RefSeq and is a predicted model, not a curated record. Gene Ontology annotation, cellular component: cytosol. The transcript is spliced from 7 exons. NCBI's taxonomy places the organism in Eukaryota, Metazoa, Chordata, Actinopteri, Kurtiformes, Apogonidae. Bases 146 to 721 code for a protein of 191 amino acids.
UGCUGCUGCUGCUACUGCUUGUGCGCUCGGACAACGGGGUCUGGGAAUCCGUCAAGCCGCUGAAUAAUCAUUUUCCACGAACCACGAGGAAAUACAGCGUGGCGUGUUUUUGUAACUAGUCUUUUUUCUACCGGCGUCUUUCAGCAUGGGUAAUGGCAUCAACAAGGUCCUUCCUGACUUAUACUUGGGGAAUUUCAAAGAUGCAAGAGACAGAGAACAGCUUGCAAGAAAUAACAUCACACACAUCCUGUCUAUUCAUGACAGUGCAGCUCCUAUCCUCCAGGAGAUGACCUAUCUCUGCAUUUCAGCAGCUGACCUACCCACACAAAACCUGACUCAGCACUUUAAACAAAGUAUAAUGUUCAUGCAUGAGUCACGUCUGAAAGGAGAGGGCUGCCUCGUUCACUGUCUAGCAGGUGUGUCCCGCAGUGUCACCCUGGUGGUCGCUUACAUCAUGACGGUGACAGGUCUGGGCUGGCAGGAGGCGCUGGCUGCAGUGAAGGUGGUCAGACCCUGUGCUGGCCCCAACCUCGGCUUCCAGCGUCAGCUCCAAGAGUUCGAGGCUACUCAAGCUGAUCAGUUUAGAGAAUGGCUACAGCAGGAAUACAAAGACAACCCCUUCAAUGAUGAGGCUGAUAUACGUGACUUGCUCGCUAGAGUGUCCAAAGUCAAUGGUGAGGAGGUGGAAGAACAGACAUCUACUCCAUCUGGAUCUAUUUGAUAUGUACACCACGUGGGCAUACAACAGUGUUUUGGACCAACCCAGAAGAUGACUGAGCUUCAGAAUGGACUGUUGUUAUUGUUGGACUGAUCUGGUAAAGAUCAUUGAUCUGAACAUGAAAGAGACAACAAAUAUGUAUAGCACAUGAUCAUUUUUAAUAUUUUUGACUGAUGCUUUUAGUGUUGUUUUUUUUCUAAUUUAUGAAUGUCGUGAACUUUAUUUUCUAUUGUACCAGUAUAAUUUCAAAUUGCAAAAUAAAGAUUACAGUCAGGG